Messenger RNA from Phytomonas sp. Hart1, 1358 nucleotides. NCBI's taxonomy places the organism in Eukaryota, Euglenozoa, Kinetoplastea, Trypanosomatida, Trypanosomatidae. The record is from the annotation of a GenBank genome assembly.
GUUUAUUCAUUAUUUUAAUACCUUAACCAUCUGCUGAACCUGGACCCGAGUUCACCAACUCAGAUCGUAUUGACAUACCUUAAUCAUGUCAAAUGGGACCGAGGAUGAGAACCAAACACCGUGAACCCAACUUGUGCCGGUAAUGUCAAUUGAAAAAUAUGACAACUACAAAUCAUUCAUAUCUUUAAGCAAAAUUCACAUGAUUCAAACAUACACUGGUUCUGGGAUCCUUACACCAAAUCUGGUAAAUCCUUCCUAUGGGAAUACCUACUUUUGAAUUUUGGAGGUAUUUCGUAGACAGAAAACAUCACAGAGCCAAAAUGUAUACUGAAAAAUAUGGUUAAUCACAAGGGAUCGCUGAAAUUUGUUGAACACACAUCAUUUCGGUUCAGUAUUACUUACACCAUGGGACCCCAAGCUCUGCCGAUCGGAUGAAUUAACCGAGCACGAACUAUUUCGAUGCGAUUAUUGGUUUAUAGGGCUUAGGACAAAGAGAACCAUCCAACGGAGGACAAUAGUCGCUCUCACUGGCUGCCACUCAUUCGGAUUUGGUACCCCCAACAGGUUACCGACAACCAAAGUGUCGGUGCUCACGGCGUCCUGACGUUAAUUGGCGACGACGGUUGUACAGAGGUCCUCUUGAUUACCCGUCAAGGAAGUAUUUACGAUUUUUUCAGACUUUUGCGAUAAUGUCAAACACGUUGCUUCUUCGGAUUACGAGAUUAUUUUAUUUUCUGCAUAUUCGAUAUUGUCUUUAAUUGGACCGAUUUACCUGACUUUGAUUAGUGGUGCCUUUGGCGCACUUACCGAUAGGCAGGCGUGUGUCUAUGAAUGGGCUAAGAUCGAGCGCUCCGAACGUUCGUCAGUUGUCUGAAGCAGUUUCUUUUGUAUGGGUCUUGAGAUUGAAUGACAGUGGAACAACUCUGUGUGCUUCAACGAAUGGCGAGGUUCUGCUGAUGCGUCCUCAAGAUACGGUGAUGAUGACAUUCCGGUCCAUUAUCUCAUCAAUCCAACCUAUUCUGCGCCUCUCGAUGUUAUCCGACUCGACAAGUUUUUGGGUUGUAGUAGUCUUGAGUGAUGCAGUGCAUGGGUUCAAUAUUAGUGGGGCCAUGAUAAAAAGGUUGGGGCUAGGAAGCCUUGAGACAUUUGGCAGGUCAUAUUCACUCAGCACCCCAGAAGCUGCUCUGUCUUCUUUCAUGCGGAUAGGUAUUCAGAGGAUGUCGUUUUUAUGGAUUGAGUCGAAUCCGGUACAAAUUGUUCAACUGGAAAGUGAUCAAACUUACCUUUUCAACGUUUUAUGCUCAGUAAGCCAUUUGAAUUGCGUUUUGUACAAGAAGGGGAAAGGUAACCCCUUCUAA